GCUGCUCGCCCAACCAGCUCUUCCCGCCCUUUACUUGUAGGCGGGAUUUCCGCUUGGCGGUGCGCCUUGUUGCCGGAAAUCUGAGUAACAUCACUUCCGGAGAGUGGAGCCAGUUGCUAGGCUGCUAGUCGGACCUUUUGUAGCUUCCGGUCUAGUCGUGUGUGCGCGGGAGUCUCUUCCGGGUUUGGGGGCACCAUGAGCACUAUGUUCGCCGAUACUGUCCUUAUCGUCUUCAUCUCGGUGUGCACGGCGCUGCUGGCCGAGGGUAUAACAUGGGUGCUGGUUUACAGAACAGAGAAAUACAAGAGACUGAAAGCUGAAGUGGAAAAACAAAGCAAAAAAUUGGAAAAGAAGAAGGAAACGAUAACUGAAUCAGCAGGCCGACAGCAAAAAAAGAAAAUAGAGAGGCAAGAGGAGAAGCUGAAGAACAACAACAGGGACCUGUCGAUGGUUCGAAUGAAGUCCAUGUUUGCAAUUGGCUUUUGCUUUACUGCCCUCAUGGGCAUGUUCAACUCCAUAUUUGACGGCCGGGUGGUGGCAAAACUUCCUUUUAUCCCCCUCUCCUAUAUCCAGGGCCUGUCCCAUCGCAACCUGCUGGGGGAGGAUUACACUGACUGUUCCUUCAUCUUCCUCUACAUUCUCUGCACCAUGUCUAUCCGACAGAUCUCUGUUGCUUUUUCCUCUGGAGGUGCCAAGGGACUUAGAAACCCUUACAGCAGGUCAGCAGAGGAAAUGACUCUUGUGCCAACUUCUAACAGAGGGGUCAGGAUGGGCUUGGUGAAGUGGCUCAAUAAUGGAAUGAAAGCUCCUUUACCCCAAAAUAAGUGCAUAUUAAUGGAUCAAACAGAUUCUCUCCCUCCUUCCACAGCAGGAUCCUUCAUUAAAUCAGAUCUGUGUCCAGUCUUGUGUAAAGGAACAAGGCAAACAAAUUAGCAAAAGCCAUCAAGU
Messenger RNA from Trachemys scripta elegans, 948 nucleotides. It is a transcript of the gene TMCO1, whose product is annotated as transmembrane and coiled-coil domains 1. Lineage: Eukaryota; Metazoa; Chordata; Testudines; Emydidae. The coding region runs from base 196 to 933 and encodes 245 amino acids. The transcript has 7 exons. Gene Ontology annotation, molecular function: calcium channel activity. The record is from RefSeq and is a predicted model, not a curated record. Gene Ontology annotation, biological process: endoplasmic reticulum calcium ion homeostasis. Gene Ontology annotation, cellular component: cytoplasm; endoplasmic reticulum membrane; endoplasmic reticulum.